This is a messenger RNA of Theileria orientalis strain Shintoku, 753 nucleotides long. RefSeq lists its product as uncharacterized. The transcript is spliced from 7 exons. The record is from RefSeq and is a predicted model, not a curated record. Gene Ontology annotation, molecular function: diphthine-ammonia ligase activity. Bases 1 to 753 code for a protein of 250 amino acids. Lineage: Eukaryota; Apicomplexa; Aconoidasida; Piroplasmida; Theileriidae. Gene Ontology annotation, biological process: protein histidyl modification to diphthamide.
AUGAAGUUGUUUUCACUGAUUUCUGGUGGAAAGGAUAGCAUAUAUAGCAUACUUUGUGCUAGAAGGCUGGGCCAUGAAGUCGUACUGUUGGGACACAUGAUUCCCAAGGAUUCUAAUACACAUGAGCUCGACAGCUACAUGUUUCAGACCAUAGGACAUAAUGCAAUCAAAUCGAUAAGCGAGUGUCUGGAAAUUCCACUGAUUGAAAGGACAAUUUCGGGGUUUCCAUCAUCUACACAGUCACUAACAUAUACACCUGACAGCCUUGACGAGGUUGAAGAUUUGUAUUCUUUAGUAGAAGAAGCCUUGAAAGUAAAUGAUGGAAUUGAGGGAGUUUUGACGGGAGCCAUAUGCUCAAGAUAUCAACUGGAAAGAGUUAAAAACGUGUGUUCUAGACAUAGGCUGGAAUCAGUCAGUCCCCUAUGGGAAAGGAACCAGAGUGAAUUACUGGCAGAUAUGAUCAAGGACAAAAUGGAGGCAAUUAUAAUCAAAACCUGCUCAUUGGGACUCAACGAAAGCCACCUUGGCAAAACAAUAUCGGAACUGUAUGAGGAAUUCAUUAAAAUGAAGGAUAAAUUUGGUUUCAAUGUGUGCGGAGAAGGAGGAGAGUACGAAUCCUUGGUUCUCGACUGCACAAUGUAUAAAAAGAGGAUAGUGAUAGAGGAACAUGAAAAAAUAUACCAUUCUAAGGACCCAUAUGCUCCAACAAUACUCUACGUUCCAAAGAAAUGGAGGUUGGAAUCCAAAGAAUGA